GAUGUAGAACGGGAAGCAGUUGCCAGGCGCCUGCGCUUGGUUAACCUAUUGAGAAUUUUAUCUGUCAUUCGCGACGCGUUGUUUUAUUUAAUUGUAAAUAAUUCGUUCUCAUUCGGAUAAGAGCUUGUGUGCAGCUUGGAAAUAAAUCAAGAAAUUUAUCAUGGGGCACAAGGAAUUUCAAAUGCUAAUUGAACUCGAAUCAUUGAGUGAAAUAUGCCGCUACUGUGGACGACAGGUACAUGAAAAAAAUAGAUUGAGCAAAGAAUGCUUCGAUUAGUAUCAAAGAGCCACUGGAUUUCAAUCCAAUCACUUGGCAAUUAUUAUUAUUUUCAUCUCUAUCGACGGCAAAGAGUUAAUCGAGGAAACAAAUGUUAUAAACGAAAAAAUGUUCAUCGAAAUGGUUCGACUCUCUUAUCAACACAGAGCAUUCUAUUGCUAUGUCAUUCUUACGGUUUGGAUUUUUCUACUUGUGGCAGGAAUGUAUAAAUACAUUGGGGUUGAUGAGAACAGCUCGAUACAAAACAGACCAUCAAGUAGUGAAUUAUCGAUAAAAGAAUUUCCGAGAAAUUUCAAAGUUGAUCUGAAGACGAAAAAGAUUUUUCGAUUUUGUAACACUCCGAAUGAUAUUAUUCAGGGAAAUGAAGGUAAAGUAGAUGGGAAUGUCACCUUAGGUGGUGUGAUAAUUCUAACUCGACACGGUGAUCGGGGACCUUUGGCACACGUUCGAAAUAUAAGUACAGUAAAUUGUGCUGGUGAUUUUUCCAAUAAUCCCGAAUUAGAUGCAAUUUAUCAGAAUUAUCAGAAUUUUAUACAAAAUGUCACACUUUAUUCGCGUUCAGCGUGGGCUCAAUUUUUGGGACCUUUCCAUGGAUUUCCAAUGCUGCCGUCCAAUUCACGGGACUGCAAACUUGGCCAAUUAACGACUCUCGGCGUUGGUCAACUUUUGAAAAUUGGCCUCGUCUUACGAAACGCUUACUAUCAUCGAUUAAAUUUAGCAAAUAGCACUUUAACGUCAAAAGACGUCAUUGUCUUUAGUACACGCUAUCGACGAACUGUCCAAAGUGCCGUUGCACUUCUCUACGCAUUCAUCGGAAAUGAGAAUUUUCAAAAUCUAGCCAAAAUCUCACUUAAGGAAAGUCAAAGUUAUGCAUUUUGUUAUUCGGAUUGUGCUUGUGCUGCCGCUGACAAAUACUCGAAAAUCAAUUCCAAGGAAAUAACGAAUCAUUUGAAAUCCCACCCGGCUGUUUCGGAUUUAAUUAAGCAAGCAUCAAGUAUUAUUCUCGAAAUGCCAGAACAAACGACAAAUCCAAAUACUCUCGUUGAUUCUCUAUUAACAUACGUUUGUCACAAUGCACCACUACCGUGUAUGGACUUUGAUUCACAAAGAUUGUGCGUGAAAACGGAACAUGUGACGGGAAUUUUUGCCUACACCGAAUGGGAAGCACGACAACAUGGAAAAAGUCAAGCUCGUCGAAGACACGGUUUAUUGCGAGCCUAUGGACUUCUUCGCAAUAUUGUCAAUCAUAUGUUGAGAAUAAUAUCAGAAGGAAGACCGAAAAUUGUUUUAUAUUCAGGUCACGAUAGGACAUUGGAAUAUUUAUCGACUGCCUUGGGAAUAUUUGCCGAUCACGCAAUUCUACCACAUUACGCGUCCAGAUUUAUCAUCGAAAUUUAUAAAAUUAAUCCAAAAAAUGAAAAUCACGUUGCUAGUGAUUUUUAUUUUCGUAUUAUUGUCAAUGGAAAGGAUUUAACGCAAAAAAUUCCCUUCUGUAAGAAUGUGAAUUUUUACAGUGCAACAUUUAUCGACGAUAAUGUGAGGGGGAAAAAAGAAUCGAAAUUAUGUCCAAUCGAAGCGAUUAUUCGACUUUUACACGAUGAUUAUUUCGUUCCAUUUAAUGCGACAAAUUUCAAAGACGCAUGUUCGAAUCACAAACACAAUUAAAAAAUUGUGAUUGUAUUGAUUUUUUUUAUCACUUUACAUAUCAAGGGUUUCUCUGAAGACUCAUUUAUAAUUAAAUUCUAAGAUAUAGAUUAGAUCUCAAUAUAUUCAGUAUUAAAUUAUCGAUACUUUUUUUAAAUUUUUUGCGAAGCCCUCGAUAUAAGACUCGCAUUAUCUAAGUUUACUCUAAUUUUAGAGUUCUUCCAAACACUUAAUCUUUGAUCUCGUUUUUCGUUAUUCUAGCAAAAAGUAGUUUCUCUAUUGUAUAAUUUGCAAAUGAUGAAGUAAUUUUUCUCUUGAAAAAAAAACUUCUAAAUUUGCCUGAAAAAUAUUUCUUAUAUACUUAAAAAGGGAACGUUGUUUAGACAAUGUCCAAAGAUCCAAUGGAGCCUUAAAAACAAAAGAAGAAAAAAAUAUAUAAAAAAAAAUCUAGACUGUGUAAACUCUUUGCGAUAAUCUCACAGAUAUUUAGCUUUAGAUGGCCACUACGUAUAUUUUAUCACACGAUUUAUUGUAAAUAUGUAAAUAAUUCUAUCGAAAACAAAAAAAUUAGAAAGAUUUGCUGAAAGCACUGAUAUUGCAUGUAAACUUAAAAUUUGUUACACUGUAAGAAAUUUUUGAAAAAGACGAUUUUUUAUAAUUUAUAAAUAGUCUAAUUUAUUGUCUCUACGCAAAUAUUAAAACUGAUUUUUUUUAUUGAACAAAAAAGAAAACAGAAAAACAGAUUUAAAAUUUACAAAUGCAAGCUUUUGGUGUAUAUAAAAGGUAAAAUAUCUCUAGAAAAAUGCAUAGAAUCUACUGGAUUUAAAUCAAAUGGAUUUAACUCACGACCAAGCACAUCCAUUUUGAGAGAAGAAAAAUUUCAUAAAAAAAGGUAGUGAAUAAUUAUCUCCGAAUUUGUACUCUUCCUUAUAAUAUAUAAAUUAUCUAAAUUCGAUUUUUUUCCCUUUAAAUCUGUUUAUGUUAGAAAAAUUUAGUUCAUAUUGAAAAAUCAUUUGUUUUUCGAUAAAUUUGAAAUUUGUUAUUAAAUUGAAUUGCGACUGUAUUUUCAGUAUUUUUGAAUAUUAUUUCUCCGAAGGCUCCGGAAAAAAGGAGCCUAAGAAGCAAAUUAUUUUAUUCACCUGAAAUUUUUUGCUUUUUAAGUAUUUUAUUUGUUUAUAAUUUUGUAUUUUACCGUUAAUUCUCACAAAGUCCUCACUGGCAUGAAUUUUGAAUUUAGAUCAUUUUUAGAUUAAGAAAUAAUAAAAAUUUAGGGGAUAAUAUCAAAUAGCACUAAAAAAAGUCAUUUUUAAAAUAGUUGUACCUUCUUCCUGGUUGCUAACAACCAAUCACUCGUUAAGAAAUACGAUACGCACACGAAUUAAUGAGAAAGAAAAACUAGAGUUUAAAAACUGUUUUCCGAUAUUUGUUUCAAUUGUUUAGCACCGCACGUACCAAGAAAAAAAAGCUGUUUUUAUGUAAAAAUUUAUGAUGGUAUUAAAAACGUUCAAACGAUA
Leptopilina heterotoma is the source of this 3435-nucleotide messenger RNA. Its product is annotated as 2-phosphoxylose phosphatase 1. The record is from RefSeq and is a predicted model, not a curated record. The transcript is spliced from 4 exons. NCBI's taxonomy places the organism in Eukaryota, Metazoa, Arthropoda, Insecta, Hymenoptera, Figitidae. Gene Ontology annotation, molecular function: phosphatase activity. The coding region runs from base 386 to 1942 and encodes 518 amino acids. Gene Ontology annotation, biological process: dephosphorylation.